Messenger RNA from Dictyostelium purpureum, 4425 nucleotides. RefSeq lists its product as uncharacterized. The transcript has 4 exons. Gene Ontology annotation, molecular function: ATP binding; ATP hydrolysis activity; ABC-type transporter activity. Bases 1 to 4425 code for a protein of 1474 amino acids. NCBI's taxonomy places the organism in Eukaryota, Evosea, Eumycetozoa, Dictyosteliales, Dictyosteliaceae. Gene Ontology annotation, biological process: transmembrane transport. The record is from RefSeq and is a predicted model, not a curated record. Gene Ontology annotation, cellular component: membrane.
AUGAAGUAUCAAAAUUUAGAAGAUAAGGAAUAUACAAGCAAUGAUAAUAGUAGUAUUACAAGUAGCGAUAAUGAAUCCGAUGAGCACCAAAAAAUAAACGAUGGUGUCGAGUUAGAGGAAAUAAACUUGGGUGACAACGGGAUUGGUGGAAAUAUUGUUAAUAAUGUUUCUUUUAAUUAUAGUACCAAUAAUAACGAUAGUGGUAAUAGUAGUGAUGGCGAUUAUAAUAUUAGUAAUAACAAUAGUAAUAAUAACUAUGAAAAUAUAAAAGUAAUAAACGAACAACAAGAAUUAAAUAACGACCUUCAAGACUAUGGUAGUGAAAAGGAGGAUUUACUUGAUCAAGUUAAAAAAAAGGGUUUUGGGGGAUUAAAAUCACCAGAAGAACAUGCUAAUAUAUUUUCAAAAUUAACUUAUUUGUGGGCAGACAAAUUUGUAUACUAUUGUUUUAAAAAUGUUUUGCAACUUGAUGAUAUUUGGGAUUUGGCUAGUUUUGAUACAUCUCAUUAUUUAUAUAAAACUAUGGAGAAAAAUUGGAAUGAACAAUUAGCAUCUGGUAAAAAACCAUCUUUCUUUAAAGCAUCUUGGAAAUCAUUUGGUAAGUAUUUUAUGUUAAGUUGGGUUUUCUAUGGGUUAAAUGUAAUUUCUCAAUUUAUCGGACCCCAGAUUUUACAAAGAAUAGUAAAAUAUGUUCAAGGAACAACAGAUUUAGGUGAAAAUUGGGGUUAUUAUUACUCGAUUAUAUUAUUUACCAAUGCGAUGAUUGGCUCAGUAUUUUUAUAUCAAUCAAGUAUGAUUUCUGCAAGAACUGGUAAUAGGUUAAAAUCGAUUAUGGUUUUGUUUGUUUAUAAAAAAUCAUUAAAAUUAUCAAAUUCAUCUAGAAAUAAAAAAAGCAAUGGUGAAAUUGUAAAUUUGAUGAGUAAUGAUGCACAGAGAUUAUUAGAAAUUUUUCAAUUUGUAAAUAUUGCACUUUUCGCAUUACCAAUGAUUGGAGUUGCAAUGGUUUUACUCUAUCAGUGCUUAGGAUGGCCAUCAUUCAUUACAUUAGCAGUAAUGGGACUCACCUUACCAUUUAAUUCAUUACAAGGCAGUAAAUUAAGUAAAUUUAGAAGAAAAUUGGUGCAAUUCACAGAUCAGCGUGUCAAGGUUACCAAUGAAAUGUUUCAAGCUAUUAAAACCAUCAAGUUAUAUUCUUGGGAAGAUUCAUUUUUAAAAAGGGUCUUGGAAAAGAGAGAGAAUGAAAUGAAGUUUCUUCAAAGCUUUGUACGUUUUAGAUAUAGUUUGGUUAUUGUAAUUACCUCUUUACCAACAGUAGUUUCAAUUUUAAUGUUCACUGUUUAUUAUUUGGUUAAUAAAGAGUUACCAGCAGCUAAAAUUUUCGCAGCUGUAGCUUAUUUAAAUAUUUUACGUGUUCCAUUCAAUUUCUUGCCACAUUGCUAUAAUCUAUAUAUUCAAUUUAAAGUUUCUCUAGAUCGUGUUGUAUCAUUCCUUGGUUUAGAAGAAAUUGAACCAAGACAAUCAGAUACAUGUUUGUAUGUUAAUAAAGAUUUGGAAAAUGAAAGUGAUGAAAUUAUCAAAUCAAAACCAAAAGAUCUAUUACCAGAAAAUAAAGAAAAGGGUAUAUUUAUUAGCGGUGGAACAUUCUCUUGGAGUAGUUUGACUCAACAACAACAACAACAGCAACAAGCAGUUUUAUCAAUUAAAGAUGAAUCAAAACAAAGCUUAACUAAAAAUGAUUCAUUAAAUGAGGAAAAUCAAGGUAAGCCAAAAAAGCCAUCAAAAUUUAAAGAUGUUAUCAACAAAAUACCAUUUUUUGCAAAACAUCAAUUUGAUGAUGGUGGUGAAAGAUCAAAAAGUAAAUCUGUUGAUACAAAUUUCAAUUUAAAAGAUAUAUCACUUCAAAUUAAAGGAAAUGGUACACUUUUAAUGGUAAUUGGUGGUGUAGGUAGUGGUAAAUCAUCUAUUUGUCAAGCUGUGUUGGGAGAAAUGGAAAUUUUAAAAGGAUCUCUUUUGGUUAAUGGUUCAAUUGCCUAUGUAAGCCAACAGUCUUGGAUUAUGAAUGCAACUUUACGUGAUAAUAUUUUAUUUGGAAAAGAGUAUGAUGAAAAGAAAUAUCAAAAUGUAUUAGAUGUGUGCGCAUUACGUCCCGAUAUUGCCUUGUUCCCUCAAGGUGAUAUGGUAGAAAUUGGUGAGCGUGGUAUCAAUUUGUCAGGUGGUCAAAAACAAAGAGUGGCUAUUGCACGUUCUGUUUACUGUGACGCAGAUAUUUAUGUUUUGGACGAUGUAUUAAGCGCAGUUGAUGCUCAUGUCGGUAAGCAUCUUUUCCACAAAUGUAUAAGAGGUGCAUUAAAAGAUAAAAUAGUUAUUUUAGCUACCAAUCAAAUUAAUUAUGCACCAUAUUCAACAGAAACCAUAAUUUUAAAACAAGGAGAAAUUGAAGAACGUGGUACAUUCCAACAAUUAAUUGAAAGCAAUAGCGACCCUAGCGAUAAAAGCAAAUUUUCAAACUUAUUAAAACAAUUUUCAGUUAGCGACCAAGAGCAAAAUGAAAAGGAAAUCAAUCAAGAUGAAGAGGUCCAAGAUGAAAAAGUUGAAAUCAAUAACAAUAAAGAUGGGGAUGGAUCAUUAAUUAAAGCGGAAGAGAUUGAAGAAGGUUCAGUAUCAUUUAGACAUUAUCUUUAUUAUUUCACUGUUGGUGGUAAAUAUUUGUUCUUAUGUGCUUUAAUUGGUUUCUUUAUAGAUACAUCAACCCAAACAUUUACAAAUUGGUGGUUAAGCAGUUGGUCAAGUGCUCAUUAUGGCAAAGACUCUUCAUUAACAGGUUCGCAGUUUUUAGGUAUUUUUGUAGGUAUUGGUGUUACCAGUAUUGUAUUAGUAGCCACCCGUAUCGUUUUAUUCUAUGAAUACACACUAGGGGCCAGUAGAGAAAUUCAUUUAAAAUUAUUCAAGUCAAUGAUCAAAGCUCCAAUGUCAUUCUUUGAUACCACACCACUUGGUCGUAUUCUUAAUAGAUUCACCCGUGACACAGAUAUUAUCGAUAUGUUAAUGACCCAAUCAGUUUCACAAUUUUUAAAUUUUUCAACCAAUGUUUUAGCCAUUUUAGUCGUUAUUUCAAUUAUUACACCAAUUCUUUUGGCACCAUUAACUCCAAUUAUCAUUAUAUUUUACUUCCUUCAAUAUUUCUACCGUUCAACAUCUAUUCAAGUACAGCGUUUGGAAUCAGUUUCCCGUUCACCAAUUUUUUCUCAUUUCUCGGAAACAUUAUAUGGUGUUAUUACAUUAAGAGCAUAUAGAAAAGAAAAAGAGAAUGAAUUAUUAAAUCAAAAACUAUUGGACAACAACAACAAGUGUUACUUAACAUUGCAAGCAAUGAAUCAAUGGUUGGGUCUUCGUCUUAAUUUAUUAGGCAAUCUCGUAAUGUUCUUCAGUUGCUUAUUUAUCAUUCUUAAUAAAGAUUCAAUUUCAAUAGCAAGUGUAGGUUUAUCAUUAAGUUAUACCCUCAGUUUAACCACAAAUCUUAAUAAAGCUACAGUUCAAGUUGCAGAUACAGAAACUAAAAUGAAUUCAGUAGAACGUAUUUCACAUUAUACCAAAGUACCAAGCGAAGCACCACAAAUUAUUGAAAACAAUAGACCUCCAUCCCAUUGGCCAAGCAAGGGUUCAAUCGUUUUCAAAAAUGUUUUUAUGAGUUAUCGUGAAGGUUUACCAGCAGUUCUCAAGGGUAUUUCUUUUCAAAUUAACCCAGGUGAAAAAAUUGGAAUAGCAGGCAGAACAGGUAGUGGAAAAAGUAGCACCCUUUUAGCAUUGUUUAGAUUGGUAGAAUUAUCAAGUGGUUCCAUUUUUAUUGAUGAUAUCGAUGUAUCAACAAUUGGUUUAAAAGAUUUACGUCACAAUCUCAGUCUUAUUCCACAAGAUCCAUGGAUGUUUAAUGGCACAUUAAGAGAAAACCUUGAUCCACUUUCAGAAUACUCAGAUCAUGACUUGUGGGAAGUAUUAAAGGAUAUUCAAUUAUACGAUGUUGUUAGAGAAAUGAAUGGUGACAGUGGUUUGGAUAGCAGGGUAAACGAAGGUGGAGAGAAUUGGAGUCAAGGCCAAAGACAAUUAAUAUGUUUAGGUCGUGCUCUACUCAAAAGACCAAGAAUUUUAGUACUCGACGAAGCAACUGCAUCAGUAGAUACUCAUACCGAUCAAUUAAUUCAAAAAUGUAUUCGUGAAAAAUUCCAACAUUGCACAAUUUUAACAAUUGCCCAUCGUAUUAACACAAUUCUUGAUAGUGACCGUAUAAUGAUUUUAGAUUCAGGUACCAUAUCCGAAUUUGACAAACCAUCAAAAUUAAUUCAAAACGAAUCAUCACUAUUAAAUUUCCUCAUUAACGAAACUGGUGAACAUAAUUCAAAACUAUUAAGAUCAAUGAUCAAAUAUUAA